This is a messenger RNA of Owenia fusiformis, 2177 nucleotides long. NCBI's taxonomy places the organism in Eukaryota, Metazoa, Annelida, Polychaeta, Sabellida, Oweniidae. The record is from the annotation of a GenBank genome assembly.
UACUUACUUGAGUUCCUUAAUAUAUGCACGCAAUGUAUGAUUAAGCAAUCGGAAGCAAACUUAUAUACAAGUCAAAUCCUUACAAAUUAAACAUGAAUGAUUCUGACAAAAACAUGGAAGGAAAUUCUGAAAUGAAGAGCAAUUUCAAAAUUGAUUCAUUGAGAAGUGGAGUCCAACAAACAAUAGAAGACCACGUUAGGUCUUCUCAAGUAUCGUUUGAUCCAAGUCCACAACAGAGCGACGAUGUAGAAGAUAAUCUAAAAUGUGGAUAUGGUCCUUGUGAACCGGAAUGUUUAAAACCAUGUACUGGAGUCGUAUGUUAUAUGGUAUGCUACUGUGUAGUAGGUCUUUCAAUAUCUAUGGGAUCCAAUGGAUUUUUAUCAACGGGAAUUUCAACAAUAGAGAAACGUUUUGAAUUAUCAAGCUUUUGGUCAUCCUGGAUAGCUGCAUCUUACGAUAUAGCAUCAGUGCCAGGACUUAUCAUCGUAUCAUACUGGGGAGCAGUUGGUCAUAGAACAAGAUGGAUGGCAGUCGGAUCAACUCUUGCUGGAAUAGGUUCAAUACUGUUUGUUUUGCCUCACUUUCUGACAGAACCAUACGAUCCAUACGCUAGUCGUGUACGAGAUGAAGCGUGUUCAUUUAAUACUUCGGGAUUGGUUGAUGCCAAAGGAGAUGAUGGUUCCUUUUCUGGACUUAAACUAUAUUUCAUAAUGUUCAUAUGUGCCAAUGUGUUAAUUGGCUUUGGGAAUGCUCCUCUCCCUACCCUGGGAAUAACCUAUUUGGAUGAUAUUGUGCCCAGGGACACAUUUGCCUUUUGUCUUGCCCUGUUUUAUGCUUUUGGAGUUCUUGGACCAGCGAUCGGCUUUAUAGUCGGGGGAGUGCUACUUGCUGAGUACAUAGAUUUUGACAGGGUACCUGCAGAUGAGAUAACAGUGCAAGUGGAAGACCAGAGAUUUCUAGGAGCUUGGUGGCCUGGUUUCUUGGUAACAGCUUUUCUCACAUUGACAGGAGCAACUGCAUUAUUUGGUUUCCCAAGAGACAUACCAGGUGCUGCUGAAAUUCGAGCGAAAAGGGUAUCUGAGGCAUACAGACACAGUGAAACCCAUAUUGAGCCAGGGUUUGGUACAACGCUAUCAGACCUCCCUAAAUCUUUAUUUAUGCUUCUUAAAAACUGGGCGUAUGUAUUAUGUAGCCUCCUGACAUGCACAGAGUCUUUACUCAUUGCCGGAUUCACUGUUUAUGGACCGAAAUAUCUCGAGAACCAGUAUGCGCUGCCAUCUGAUUUAUCAUCAUAUAUUUUUGGUGGUCUUGCUAUACCAGGAGCUGCAGGCGGAACUAUAUUAGGUGGAUACCUCAUAAAGAAAUUCAGCAUGAAUUGUUGUACCAUUCUAAAAAUGCAGGCAAUUGGUGCAUUUCUGUCUUUGCUUAUUACACCUCUGUUUUUUCUGGUUUGUGGAAGUCCAGAUUUGGUGGGAUUGACAGUGGACUAUGUAAACAGCACAACAACUAGAGGCUACAAUGCCACGUGCAAUUCUGACUGCGUCUGUCCUUACCUCUACGACCCGGUAUGUGGCAGGGACAGUGUUCUGUACUUCUCGGCUUGCCACGCUGGUUGCCAUGACAAAGAGGGGCUUGGCCCAACACUAUAUUUCAACUGCAGUUGUAUAACAUCCGAGAGCCCGGGAAAUAUCGCGUAUGAUGCGACUACGGAUAUAUGUUCAGAAGACUGUACAACAUUUCUGGUGAUCUUCGCCAUACUUUGGUUUGCUAUUUUGUUCCUCACUUUCUUUGUGUCAACUACAAAUGCUACGGUUGUAGUAAGAGUUGUCCCAUCUGUGCAACGUUCUUUUGGUAUAGGUGUGCAGUGGAUACUCCUUCGACUUUUAGGUACAAUACCUGGUCCUGUUGUAGUAGGAGCAGCUUUGGACGGGUCAUGCGAUGUUUGGUCACAACAAAAUUCAUCCGGUUCCUGUGAAAGAUAUGACCCAAACGCAAUGGCGCUUUACAUGUUCAUGAUAGGAGCAAUUUUUAAGUUUGCAAGUACUGUGUUCGCCUUUGCCUGUUGGUUGGUGUAUAAACCACCAAUAAUCCUUGAGAAAAGUGAUGACGAAACGGAUAAUGGGAUUGAUAACCUUGGCAAUACGGUUCAAUUCAACUCAGGGACAGAGAGGUUUUAG